UCCAAAGCACGCGUCGCCCUUCCACCGGCCGGCGCUCUGGGUCCCGACUUCUGCCUUCCGCACGCGUCUCUCAUCCAUCGUGAGAGAUCGCCGGGGCGAGGCGAGGCCAGCAGGGCGGCGCCAUUCGUCUACCGCAGCUCCUCCAUCGAAGGCAACAAAAGGUGGAGCUCUGAUUAUUGGUGCCACUUUUAUCUUUUACCAAGGACUCUGGUGCCUCAUUUCACGAGCAGGAUGCUAAGUUUGGUCUAGCAACUAGAUUGUAAACUCUGUGCUGAUUUAAUAACAUUUCUGAAAGAAUUCUUUUGUUGGAAAGUUUAUUAGUAGUUUGCAAAAAUGAAGGAUCAUCUUAUGCUCAAUGUUGAUGACCUAAGCAUUCCUGAGUCCACUGAGGUCACCGGGGCAAUGAAGAACACACCAUCUGGGGAAACCAUUGCACAACCACCCUCCACAGCUCAUACCGCUUUGGCAGUUGGAGAAAGCAUGGUUUCUGAAGAGGAACCUCUUCUGCAGAUGGUGGAGUGUCGCAUUUGCCAGGAGGAGGACAAUACAAAAAAUCUGGAGAGUCCAUGUGCUUGCACUGGCAGUCUAAAGUAUGCUCAUCGGGCUUGUGUACAGCGGUGGUGCAAUGAGAAAGGAGAUGUAACAUGUGAAAUCUGUCAUGAGCCUUAUGAACAUGGGUACACUGCACCUCCCAGACCUCAUCCGGAUGAAACUACCAUUGAUAUAAGUGGCGGCUGGACCAUUACUGGUACUGCAUUUGACUUGCGUGAUCCUAGGAUCCUUGCGGUGGCACAAAACCACAUUAUGGAAGCUGAAUAUGAUGACUAUUCUGCCACAAAUGCGAGCACUGCUGCCUUCUGUCGCUCUGCUGCUCUUGUUUUAAUGGCUCUCUUAUUAUUGAGACAUGCACUGACUCUAACUGAUGAAGACGACGACGAUACUUCUGCAAUGUUUUCCCUUUUUCUAUUGCGCGCUGCUGGUUUUCUGCUACCUUUCUACAUUAUGGCUUGGGCAAUUAGUAUCUUGCAGCGACGCAGACAGAGACAGGAGGCCGCUGCUUUAGCUGCGACGGAGGUGGCAUUCAUCCUGCAGUCGGAGCAAGAAAGGGGAGUGCAUUUCACCAUCGCACCGGACUCUCCUGCCACACCUCAGCACGAACCACAGCCUUGAGGGGUAGGGUAUGGAGAUCUAUUGAGGGGGAGUGGCUAGCUGCAGCCGCGGCGACCUCAGAUUGCUUGUUUGCACGGGUUUCUUAAGGAUUUAUGGUUGCUGUCUAGUGCAGAACCAGAUAAAUUUGUGCCCAAGUGUAUUGUCAUAUCACUGUACUGAGUGUAAAGAUGCAUGGGAAUUGGGAUCCCCCAGUUUGUGCUUUGGAUUUCGCUAGUGUGUUUUGCGUGUCGGUCAGGGAGUAACAGGUGUAUAUAACAGAGAUAUCUGGGUCCAGUGCUCCGCCCCAAAGGUGAAAAAAAAGGGUGCUUCCUCAGGCGGCUGUUUGGGCGGUAUCUGCAUGUGCUCGCUUACAAGUCAACCAGAACAUGUACACAUGAAUACAAACCCUCUCUUCAGACGAGCGGGAUUGCUUUUGGAAUUGAUUUGGAUCCAAAUGCUA
Messenger RNA from Phragmites australis (common reed), 1609 nucleotides. RefSeq lists its product as uncharacterized. Gene Ontology annotation, molecular function: ubiquitin-protein transferase activity; zinc ion binding. The transcript is spliced from 9 exons. NCBI's taxonomy places the organism in Eukaryota, Viridiplantae, Streptophyta, Magnoliopsida, Poales, Poaceae. Gene Ontology annotation, cellular component: membrane. Gene Ontology annotation, biological process: protein ubiquitination. Bases 334 to 1170 code for a protein of 278 amino acids. The record is from RefSeq and is a predicted model, not a curated record.